AGGCGGAGGCGGCACCCGCGGCACCGUCUCCCGCUUCCCCUCUCGGCGCUGCAGGCCGGCCGGCCGGCCGGGCCGGGAAUCUCCUGCGAACUGGGGAGGAGCUGCCGCCACCAGGCCGGCUGAGCGUCCGGGGAGCGUGGAAGGGGGCGGGGAACGCGGGGAGCCGGGGCCGAUCCCGGCCCUUAAAGCGGCCCCCCCCGCUCCCCGCGCCCCGGCAGCCUCACUCCGGAGCCGCGGCCGCAGCAGUUCAAGCUCUGUAACAUCAAAGUGCCAUCUCCUGAUUGGGCCGUUUUCAGGAACUCGCGUCAGUUUUCAUAACAGCUUAAAAGCAAGGGGAGAGGCGAAGCAUAGAGAGCUGCAGAUCAAACCCUCCUGAACCCCCCGGAGCAAGUGAGACCCCUGGAGAAUGCUGGCUGCCAGGCGGCUGGGGGGGUCCUUCCUCUGAGGUGGGUAGGCCGGUGUCCAUGGGACAGCUUCCUCACUCCUGGGCCCACCAUGGCCUCCACUCUCUGGCUGGACGGCUGAUGUGACCGGUGCCCCGAGCGUGCACACUGCCUGACUGGGUGCCGUCCCAGCUACCACCUGCUCUCAGAGGCUGGGAGCAGGGCAUGUUGGUGUCCGAUGCUACCAGAAACCAGACAGGCAGAGUGAUGGCCUCCUGCAAGCUGAGAUGGAGGUGACCUGAGGCCUCCUGGAUGUUCCUGGUGACGGGACAGCUGAGAAGUUGGAACACAGGCCUGCCGGGGAGCAGUAUGCAGGAAGCUGGCUUUCAGGCCACAAAUGCUUUCACAGAGUGCAAAUUCACCUGCACCAGCGGGCAAUGCUUGUAUCUUGGUUCACUGGUCUGUAACCAACAGAACGACUGUGGGGACAACAGUGAUGAAGAAAACUGUCUCCUGGUGACUGAACAUCCACCUCCGGGCAUCUUCAGCUCGGAGCUGGAGUUCGCCCAGGUGGUCGUCGUCGUGGUGGUGGUCACAGUGAUGGUCGUGGUUGUCGUCUGCCUGCUGAACCACUACAGAGUCUCCACCCGGUCCUUUAUCCACCACCCGGGGCAGGGCCAGAGGCAGGACGGACCGCAGCCGGAAGGGCGCCUGUGGCCUUCAGACAGAUCUGGACCUCGGCCAGCCUCAGAGAUCAUGUACGCCCCGCGGUCCAGGAAUGGGGGGACUGCCCCAACCUUUCUCCAGAGGGAUCGGUUCAGCCGCUUCCAGCCCACCUACCCCUACGUGCAGCACGAGAUCGACCUUCCCCCCACCAUCUCCCUGUCGGACGGGGAGGAGCCACCUCCUUACCAGGGGCCCUGCACCCUGCAGCUCCGGGACCCCGAACAGCAGAUGGAACUCAACCGAGAGUCUGUGAGGGCCCCGCCCAACCGAACCAUAUUUGACAGCGAUUUGAUAGACGUGUCCGUCUACAGCGGGGGCCCACGCCCACCCAGCAGCAAUUCGGGCAUCAGUGCCAGCACCUGCAGCAGUAACAGGAAGAUGGAGGGGCCACCCCCGGCCUACAGCGAGGUGAUGGGCCACUGCCUGGGCGUCACUCUCUUCCACCCCCAGCACAGCAGCAUGCACAGAGGGAGCAGACUGCCACUCCAGCGGGACAGCCUGGGGGGCACCGAGCUGCCCGUCCAGGGCAAGGACAGGAAGCCCGGGAACCUCAUCUGACCUGCGUGCAUAC
Messenger RNA from Kogia breviceps (pygmy sperm whale), 1680 nucleotides. RefSeq names its product low density lipoprotein receptor class A domain containing 4 (gene LDLRAD4). Gene Ontology annotation, biological process: negative regulation of transforming growth factor beta receptor signaling pathway. The record is from RefSeq and is a predicted model, not a curated record. Gene Ontology annotation, molecular function: R-SMAD binding. Gene Ontology annotation, cellular component: Golgi membrane; early endosome membrane. Lineage: Eukaryota; Metazoa; Chordata; Mammalia; Artiodactyla; Physeteridae.